CUCUGUGUUUAAUGUCUGAAAUAUUUUAAAAUAUAUAAACACGAGUUUAAGUGCUUACACCUUUUAAUAUUGGCAAAGCGAACUUCAACAGGUAAAAUUGUAGGUUCGCAGAAAAUCAUGGCUCUUCAAGGCCACCUUUGGAUUGCUGUUAGUGUUUUUGUUUUUGUUGUAAUUUUCUCAUCGGUGACUGCAAAGAUCAAAUACAGAGAUGACAUCUAUGAGCCUCGAGUUGUGUCUCUUGGCGAUGGAGAUAAGCUGGAGCAUGAGCUAAAUCGAAUACGACGAGAAUCAUCCAAAAAUAAUCGUGGAAAAAUGGGAGUGAGCGAUUCCCAUGUCGAAGUUCAUGUGAAUACAUUUAAAAACAAGAACCACAAACAGGCCGUGGUCCACUGGUCGGGAAGCGACAGCAACGCCAUCUUUCUACUAACAAGAGAAGUUAUUGAUGGAGUAGUUAACAGCUCAUCACUAUACAGAUCUCUGAAUUAUGGAGUGACUUUUGAUGAAAUCACCCCCCAAAAUUCAGUAAUUUCCAGCUUUUUUGUUGAUCCUAACAACUACACAAAGCUGAUAUUUGCCGACAGAAAAAACAGAGCAGUGUACGUGACGGAUGAUGAGGGCAAGACGCUCUCUGGUCCACACCACACACAGUUUAAUCCCCAGCGUCUUGUGUUUAACCCCAUACUGGAGAAUGUACUGCUUGGGUACUCCUACACACAGGAACAGUUGUUUGUAAGCAGAGAUCUUGGGAAAACAUGGAAGAAGCUUCAGGAUGGAGCAGACAGCCGGUUCUUUUGGUUUAUUCCUGGUGUUGAUACAAACAACAUGACAGUGCACAUGGAGAUUGCUGACCCAGUGACAGGACAAAUGCAUUACAAAGCCUGCAUCAUAGAGUGGACAGAGUCGGACAAUGUCCACUGUAGUCCACUGACUGACCUGAGCAGUGCACUGGGGACCAUAGCAGUGGAGUCCCUGGUAGUACAGAAUGAAUAUAUCUUUGUACAGAAAAACACACAGCGUUCAGCAGAGAUGUAUGUUUCCUACAGAAGACAGCCAUUCAAGAAAGCCUACUUUCCACAAGGACUGGAAUCUGUGGAAUUUGAGCUAUAUGACACAGAUGAACAUCAGGUAUUUGUAGCAGUAAGACACUGGACAGAUGUUCUCAAUCUCUAUCUCUCAGACAUCACAGGCCAGUACUUUGUGCUCUCCCUGGAAAAUGUUGUCACCAUGGACUUUGGUACUUUUUCCUUCAGUGACUUGAUUGAGAUUAAGAGCACCCCAGGGGUGUUUUUGUCCAAUGUCAGGACAACAUAUGGUAUAGUUACCAUGGUAACAUAUGAUAAAGGAGGGAAUUGGUCUCGUCUGGCAGCAGCAGACCCUAAGUGUCGUCUGCCUGACUGUUCCUUGAACCUGCACAUGAUGUACAGUUCUUUCAAAUAUUCUAUUCCUCAAGGCAUCUUUAGCAAGAAAAAUGCACCUGGAAUUAUUAUUGGCUUGGGUAAUGAAGAUGGUUAUCUGAACAUGCAGUCCAAAUCCAACUCUUACAUCAGUAGAGACGGGGGGCACACAUGGACUAAGUUACUCAAUGGGAACUAUCAGUUCAACAUAUUGGACCAGGGAGGGGCACUGAUGGCAGUACAACCUGGAGUUUACACCAGACAUAUACAGUACAGCACAGAUGUAGGGGGCACAUGGAAGCCAGUUACAUUAAAUGUAUCUCUGAUGAUAGAUGGUCUCCUCAAUGAACCUGGCAUUACCACAUUAGUCAGCAGUGCCUAUGGUCACCAUCAGACAGGGGACUAUGGCUGGGUUGUGAUUCAGUUUAAUUUAACUGGUGCCUUCUCUGGAAAGUGUACAGACAAGAAUUAUGAACACUGGAGUCCAGGGGGAGAACAUGCAUGCACACUUGGAGAGCGUGCAGUGUAUCAGCGGCGGAAGCAGAAUGCAGACUGUUAUAAUGGCCAGGACUAUGAACGCCCCAUCAACAGUUCUGUGUGCACGUGUACAGUAGAAGACUUUGAAUGGUAA
This is a messenger RNA of Lingula anatina, 2025 nucleotides long. Its product is annotated as VPS10 domain-containing receptor SorCS3. Gene Ontology annotation, cellular component: Golgi apparatus; membrane. Gene Ontology annotation, molecular function: protein binding. Gene Ontology annotation, biological process: post-Golgi vesicle-mediated transport. NCBI's taxonomy places the organism in Eukaryota, Metazoa, Brachiopoda, Lingulata, Lingulida, Lingulidae. The record is from RefSeq and is a predicted model, not a curated record.